Messenger RNA from Gastrolobium bilobum, 4787 nucleotides. Its product is annotated as eukaryotic translation initiation factor 5B. The record is from RefSeq and is a predicted model, not a curated record. Lineage: Eukaryota; Viridiplantae; Streptophyta; Magnoliopsida; Fabales; Fabaceae. The transcript has 13 exons. Gene Ontology annotation, molecular function: GTPase activity; GTP binding; translation initiation factor activity. The coding region runs from base 180 to 4169 and encodes 1329 amino acids.
AUACAAUCCACAUUCAGCCCAAAUUUUUUCUCUGUUCCCAACUUUCCAUUACUUCACCGCCGCUCUUACUUCCAUUCUGUUCUCGGUUCCUGUUGAUUUUUGCAUUUUUGUGAUUUGAAGAGGGUGCUCUGUUUGUACGAACCGACUUUAAUUCUUGGAAGAGAAAACCCUAAUUUGAAAUGGGUAGGAAGAAGCCGACAGCACGGGACGAAGAGAACCCAUCGCAGCAGGGCGGUGGGAAAUCGAAGAAGAAGGGGGCCGUAAUCGACGACGACGAGUACUCUAUCGGAACCGAGCUUUCGGAGGAGCCGCCACCACUGGCGCCGGAAGAGAAGGGGAAGAAGAAAGGUAAAAAGGGUAAUGCUAAAUCUGCUGAAAAUGAUGAUAAUGUUGUUGAUGAUGAUGAAGAUGUGCCAGAAGCUGACUUUGCUGGGAAGAAGAAGGGGAAAUCAAAAAAGGGUGGUGGGAGUAAUAUAUUCGCUGGUUCCGGCUUUGGUUUGCUUGGUGAUGAUGAGGAUGGUGAUGAUGAUGAUGAUGAAGUAGCCAGUGAGCGAGAUGGUGAGGAGGAGGAUGAACCUGUGGAUAGUUUUUCGGGUAAGAAGAAGCCCUCCAAGGGUUCGAAGAAAGCCAGUGGUAGUUUGUUGAAUGCACCCGAUAUUGAUGAGAAUGAUGAUGUUGAUGAACCCGAUAUUUCUUUUCACGGGAAGAAAAAGUCUUCGAAAAGAAGCAAGAAGGGUGGUGCUUUAUUUUCAGGUGCUAGUUCUGGUGAGAUUGAUGAUGGAGAGGAGACCAAGAAUGAAAAGGAAGAUGAAGAUGAUGAAGACAUGGGAUCCAGCACUUUCUCAGGUAAGAAAAAGAAGUCAUCGAAGUCUUCAAAAAAGGCUAUUAAUACACCUAGUACAACUUUGGCUGAUGAGGAUGAUGUUUCGGUAACUGAGUCUGCUAGAGGUGGUGAUGACAAGAAUGAGGAUGAUGAUUCUUUAUUUGCAUUUUCUGGUAAAAAGAAGUCUUCUAAAAAGAAAAGCAGUAGUAAUACUGCCAAAGUGAGUGAUGAAAUUGGGCUUGGAAAUGAAAGUGUAGAAGUUGUUGAGCCUGAGCAACCUAGUGUUGGUAUUAGUAAUACUGUUGCUGACAAAGUCAAUGUAAAUAAGAGUGAAGAGGUCACUGAAACUUCCAAAAAUAAGAAAAAGAAUAAGAAGAAGAGUGGAAGAACUGCUCAAGAGGAGGAAGAUUUAGACAAGAUUCUUGCAGAGCUUGGUGAGGCACCUCCUAUGGCAAAACCUGCUGCUCCUCCACUGCAGGAUGAUAAAGUUCAGCCUACUCCUGAAGUAGGUUCUGCUGCUGAUGCUUCAGGAGAAAAGGAGGGGGAAGAGGAGAGUGUAGAGUCAGCUGCUGCAAAGAAGAAGAAAAAGAAAAAGGAAAAGGAAAAGGAGAAGAAGGCGGCGGCGGCUGCAGCAGCCACCGGAAGUGUACCAGAAAAUGAAACAGAAGAAAUUAAAACUGAGACAAUUGAAUCAAAGAAGAAUGAGUCGAAGACUAAAGCAGCUGACAAGAAAGUGCCAAAGCAUGUUAGGGAGAUGCAGGAGGCACUGGCUCGAAGAAAAGAGGCUGAAGAAAGGAAGAAAAAAGAAGAGGAGGAGAGAUUAAGGAAGGAAGAAGAGGAACGGCGUAGGCAAGAGGAACUUGAGAGACAGGCUGAAGAGGCUAGACGCAGAAAGAAGGAAAGAGAAAAGGAGAAACUCCAGAAAAAGAAGCAAGAAGGUAAACUGUUAACUGGUAAGCAAAAAGAAGAAGCUCGUCGUUUGGAGGCAAUGAGGAGGCAGAUUCUCAAUAGCACAGGCGGCGUGACUCUUCCUGGGGAUUCCAAUGCUCCAGCCAAAAAGCCCAUAUAUCAGACAAAGAAGCCAAAACCAACCCAUCGUAAUCAGAAUGGUGCUGCUGCUGUUCAGACAACUGAAAGUGUAGAAGCAAAGGAGGCUACCACUGAUGUGGUUCCAGAGGAACCAGAAAAGGUUGAAGAAGUGGAGUCAGUGCAGGUGGAGGACAAAGUUGAACCUCCGGAAGUAGUUGAAGAGGAUGGAGUGGAAGAAGAUGAUGUAGAGGAUGAAUGGGAUGCAAAAAGCUGGGAUGAUGUUAAUCUGAAUGCCAAAGGUGCAUUUGCAGAUGAAGAGGCUGACUCAGAGCCUGAACCAAUUGUCAGAAAGGAGAUUAAAAAUGCUGUAGCUAGUCACAAUGCUGGUGCUACUAAUAAAACUGUUUCUAAGCCUGUGGCUGAAGAUAUUGAAGAUAGAUCACAGUCUAAUGUAGACAAAAAUAGAAAGCAUAAUCCAGACUCGAAAAAGGGACUGCCAAAGUCUUCUGUGCCUUCUAAGCCAAAUGAUGAGAACCUCCGCUCCCCAAUCUGCUGUAUCAUGGGGCACGUGGACACCGGAAAAACCAAGCUGCUGGAUUGUAUUCGGGGUACUAAUGUUCAGGAGGGUGAGGCUGGUGGUAUCACACAACAGAUUGGUGCAACAUACUUUCCUGCUGAGAACAUUCGUGAUAGAACAAAGGAACUUAAAGCUGAUGCAAAGCUGAAAGUUCCUGGUCUACUGGUUAUUGAUACCCCUGGGCACGAAUCAUUUACUAACUUAAGGUCUCGGGGUUCAGGUCUAUGUGAUAUCGCAAUUUUGGUUGUUGACAUUAUGCAUGGCUUAGAGCCACAAACAAUAGAAUCACUCAAUCUAUUAAAAAUGAGGAAUACAGAAUUCAUUGUUGCCUUGAAUAAGGUUGACAGGCUUUAUGGGUGGAAAACAUGCCGCAACUCUCCAAUUGUUAAAGCAAUGAAGCAGCAGUCAAAGGAUGUGCAGAAUGAGUUUAAUAUGAGGCUCACUCAGAUUAUUACUCAAUUCAAGGAACAAGGGCUAAAUACUGAGUUGUAUUAUAAAAAUAAAGAAAUGGGAGAAACGUUCAGCAUUGUGCCUACGAGUGCAAUAAGUGGUGAAGGAAUCCCAGAUAUGUUAUUACUAUUGGUUCAGUGGACCCAAAAAACAAUGGUUGAGAAACUUACAUACAGUGAAGAAGUGCAGUGUACUGUUUUGGAGGUCAAAGUUAUUGAAGGCCAUGGAACUACUAUUGAUGUUGUUUUAGUUAAUGGUGUUCUUCAUGAAGGAGAUCAAAUAGUUGUCUGUGGAAUGCAGGGGCCAAUUGUUACCACAAUUCGAGCUUUAUUGACACCUCAUCCAAUGAAAGAGCUCCGUGUUAAGGGAACUUAUAUCCAUCACAAACAAAUCAAAGCUGCAAUGGGUAUAAAGAUUACUGCCCAGGGGCUUGAACAUGCUAUAGCUGGCACUGGUUUAUAUGUGGUGAACCCUGAUGAUGAUUUGGAAGAUGUUAAAGAAGCAACAAUGGAAGAUAUGCGGUCAGUCAUGAGCAGGAUUGACAGGAGCGGAGAGGGUGUUUGUGUACAGGCAUCUACCCUUGGCUCCUUGGAGGCAUUACUGGAAUUUUUGAAAACUCCUGAAGUGAAUAUUCCUGUUAGUGGUAUAAGCAUAGGCCCUGUACAUAAAAAGGAUGUAAUGAAGGCCAGUGUAAUGCUUGAAAAGACACGAGAGUAUGCUACUAUAUUGGCAUUUGAUGUCAAAGUCACUCCUGAGGCUAGAGAACUUGCAGAUGAAUUGGGUGUGAAAAUUUUCAUCGCUGAUAUCAUUUAUCAUCUGUUUGAUCAAUUUAAGGCUUAUAUUGACAACAUUAAGGAGGAGAAAAAGAGAGAAGCUGCUGAUGAGGCAGUCUUCCCAUGUGUUCUGAAAAUCUUACCGAAUUGCAUUUUCAACAAGAAGGAUCCAAUUGUUUUGGGAGUUGAUAUACUUGAAGGCAUUGCAAAGGUUGGGACUCCUAUUUGUAUUCCUUCCAGAGAGUUCAUUGAUAUUGGUCGCAUUGCUUCGAUUGAGAACAACCAUAAACCUGUUGAUUCUGCGAAGAAGGGGCAGAAAGUAGCCAUUAAGAUUGUUGGCAGCAACUCCGAGGAGCAACAAAAAAUGUAUGGGAGGCAUUUUGAGAUUGAUGAUGAACUUGUAAGCCAUGUUUCACGGAGAUCUAUUGAUAUACUCAAAACUAAUUAUCGGGAUGAUCUUAAUAUGGAGGAAUGGAGGUUGGUUGUGAAAUUGAAGAAUCUUUUCAAGAUACAAUGAGGAGAUUUGAUGUGUAGGCACUCGAGUAUUCAUUUCAGAAAAAAAAGGUUUCAGUGAAAUGUUUGUUCUAUGCAAAACUUCGAAGGUUUGUGCGGGGAUGCGGUUGGAUCCAACAUGGUGACCAAUAAGUUGAUGAAAUGAGUCACAGAUAGAAGGCGUUGUAUGUCAUGGAGAGGCAAAGUAGCUUGCACAAGAAACUCAUUCUGUGUCAGCUGGGAAGCUCCAGGCUAGAAGGUUGAGAAAAGGGAAAUUGGCAAGGUGCAAAUUUUGUGAGUUACUACUAAUAUACAUAUCUGGUAUAACAUGGAGGCAAAUAAGGGUUCUAAAUUGCAUUUUUUUUUCAUGAGGGAAAGCAAAAUUUCACGGGAGUAAUUCUUGAUGUGACAAAAAAUUGUUCACUUUUGGUUUCCGUGGUACUUGUGUACAAAUCUUUUCCAUUUUGUAGCUUAGAGGCACGUUACUUUUCGCGAGUUGUUUAUCUGUUUGGUUUGUUUCCUUCCAAUCAUUUGGUUACGGAAACCAGCAUGAGUAAUGCAUGGCAAGGGAGCAUGAAAUAUAUUUGUAUUUGAAUGUUUUGGUAUAUUCUGCUCUCAGAGAUCCGAAACUUUUAUCUUCUAU